Molecule: messenger RNA, 1542 nt
Organism: Hyalella azteca
Lineage: Eukaryota; Metazoa; Arthropoda; Malacostraca; Amphipoda; Hyalellidae
Product: phenoloxidase-activating factor 3
Exons: 8
Coding region: 121-1245 (374 amino acids)
Biological process (GO): proteolysis
Molecular function (GO): serine-type endopeptidase activity
Source: RefSeq, a predicted model, not a curated record
AAGAAUAAGACUGGCAACAUUCCACCUGUUAGAUUGAUGCCUAACUAUUAUUGAGGUGCAACGCAAGUGGCAAAACUAGCUAACUAUAUUAUUUCACAAUCUUCGGCAGUGCGCUAAGAUAUGGCUUCUGUGUGGUUAUUUAUAGUCCCGCUGGUCUUUACGGCAUGCAGUUCAGAAGAAACUUCUGGCCGAGAUACAAAUCCAGUGAAUGACCCGCUGUCUUCAUUUCCAUCGAACCAACUUCCGAGCUCUGGGAAUAUCAGUGGAUGCGCAAGCGGCUCCUGCGUGCUGUUCAGAGAAUGUCCAAUGGCCAUGGAAAUGUUUGGAAAUUCAAGAGGGACUGGCAUGUUAGGACCUAAUAUUUGUAAUGCCGGUGGAGCAGCUGGUGUGUGUUGCCAAAAUCUAACGUUAAACGCCGCUACUCGCUCCGGUGUGGUCGAGGAGGAUGCAACUUCAAGGAUACCUGCGCUUUGUGGAUUGUCGUUGGCUGCGAGGAUCACUCGGGGCCGCAACGUCAGCCUCGGAGAGUACCCAUGGAUGGCCGUUUUACUGCAGCAAUCUCCCCGCACUGGGACAUUUUUCCAUUGUGGCGGAUCUCUGAUAAACAGUCGCUACGUUCUGACAGCCGCUCACUGCGUGGAUGAAGUUCGCCUCCCUCGAGGAUAUUCGCUUUCGGUUUCACUUGGCGAUCACGUUCUCAAUACAGACCCUGACUGUGCCUCCUCCACAUGCGCGCCGAACGCGAUCAGGAUUGCAGUUGAAAGCAUCAUCGUUCAUCCAGAGUAUAAAGGACUGAUCAACGAUAUUGCGUUACUGCGCCUCAGCCGACCCGUAACUUUAAGCGAAUACAUCAUCCCCAUCUGCUUGAGAGGCUUAAGACAAACUGAAGCUCUCACGACAGGAAAAUUGACCGUUGCGGGCUGGGGUUCGGACGGCACACGAUCGACCACUAACAUCUUGAAUGCCGCCAGCCUGCCCAUCGUUAGCCCUUCUGUAUGCCGUAGCCUUUACUCCUCAGCAUUUAAUGUGGACGGCAGGCAGCUCUGCCUGGGCAGCGAGCAAGGGAUGGACUCUUGUACCGGUGACUCGGGCGGCCCUGCCUUCGCGUUUGACAGCUCUGGCCGCGCCGUGCAGCUGGGACUAGUUUCGUUCGGCCCGACGGUCGCUUGCGGCCAAGUGGCCGCUGUCUACACUCACGUGCCUUAUUAUCUUGACUCAUUUAUAACGCCUAAUAUAAAAACUUGAGGCCAGUUCCCGUGCUAGGACAGAACAUCGAAAUGUUCGUUUACCUCUCCAAGUUUUUUUGAAGCUAUGAUCGUACUCGAAGUUCUUGGUUAGGUAAACCUAAUGUAGUUAUUAGGUUUGAAGCUCUAUGUAUCGACACUUCAAAAGAAGUUUUUUUUUUACUUCUUUGGAUAUUGAUGCAUUUAGUGAUGUCGCAGAAUAUUAUGUUCAAAAAUAUUAUAAUGAUUGGAUUCAUCAAAUGAUGAAUGAAGCUGUGAAACUGCUUAGCGAAAUGUGGAAUAAUGUGGAGUUGACCCA